AUGCUGAGAACCAGUGUGAGGUCUCCGCUACUGUACAGAUGUCUAUCCAAGAGGUUUCAAAGCACUGCUGUGCCAUUAUCUUCGAAAGCAGUGCAGAAUGAUUUAGAAUUGACUCCAAAGCAACAGACUAACAGUUCGACGACAACGUCAACUAAUAUACCUCCGCAACUUCCAGUUAAUGUCGAGGCGUUGUACUACGCUCCGUUAAAGAACCCAGUCACACAUGGUCACCUGGUAGCAGACUUGCAACUGCGUGCCUAUGACAAUGAAAAUUUGGAUUUCUUCUGCGAUUUCAUACUGAGAGCGGGAUACUACUUGGGCUUGCCUAUGACUGGGCCAAAACCUUUGCCAACCAGGCGUGAAAGGUGGACUGUGAUACGAUCCCCUUUCGUACAUGCCAAGUCCAAGGAGAACUUCGAAAGGCACACCCAUAAGCGGCUGAUCAGGGUGUGGGACUCCAACCCAGAGGUUGUACAGAUGCUUGUGGACUAUAUCACUAAGAACUCCAUCGCCGGUGUAGGGUUGAAAUGUACUACUUAUCAGAGAACUACAGUCGACGCAAAAAGUGGGAAAAUAUCGGAUGCAAUUGAAGAAAUUAACUCGACACACAACAUAAACCCAUCUCUGAAAGAAAACGAGGAGAUCGGUGCUAAAGUUGUGGAACUCCUAAACACCCCAACCUUUAAAAAGUAUCUGGAAGAGAAAUAG
Nakaseomyces glabratus is the source of this 708-nucleotide messenger RNA. It is a transcript of the gene RSM10, whose product is annotated as mitochondrial 37S ribosomal protein uS10m. The record is from RefSeq and is a predicted model, not a curated record. NCBI's taxonomy places the organism in Eukaryota, Fungi, Ascomycota, Saccharomycetes, Saccharomycetales, Saccharomycetaceae. Gene Ontology annotation, molecular function: structural constituent of ribosome. Gene Ontology annotation, biological process: translation. Gene Ontology annotation, cellular component: ribosome; small ribosomal subunit; mitochondrion.